Molecule: messenger RNA, 1464 nt
Organism: Myotis daubentonii (Daubenton's bat)
Lineage: Eukaryota; Metazoa; Chordata; Mammalia; Chiroptera; Vespertilionidae
Product: lysine-specific demethylase 4D-like
Biological process (GO): chromatin remodeling; regulation of gene expression
Cellular component (GO): chromatin; nucleus
Molecular function (GO): histone H3K9 demethylase activity
Source: RefSeq, a predicted model, not a curated record
GCGCACUCCACACCUCAGAAUUCAAGUGGGACAAUCAUGACCUUCCACCCAACCAUGGAAGAAUUUAAAGAUUUCAACGAAUAUAUUGGUUACAUGGAAUCCCAAGGUGCCCACCGAGCUGGCCUGGCGAAGGUCAUUCCACCCAAGGAAUGGAAAGCCAGACAGACCUACGAUGAUGUCAAUGACAUGGUGAUAGCCACUCCCCUCCAGCAGGUGGCGUCUGGGCGAGCAGGUGUGUUCAUUCAAUACCACAAAAAGAAGAGGGCCAUGACAGUGGGCGAGUAUCGCCUGUUGGCAAACAGUGGACAGUAUCAGACCCCACCACACUUGGACUUUGAGGAUCUGGAGCGGAAAUACUGGAAAACGCGCCUGUACGACUCGCCCAUAUAUGGCGCUGACAUCAGUGGCUCCUUGUUUGAUGCCAACACUAAGCAAUGGAACCUUGGCCACCUGGGAACCAUCCAGGACCUGCUGGAGCAGGAGUGUGGGGUUGUCAUCGAAGGCGUCAACACCCCCUACCUGUACUUUGGCAUGUGGAAGACCACCUUCGCUUGGCACACGGAGGACAUGGACCUUUACAGCAUCAACUACCUGCACUUCGGGGAGCCCAAAACGUGGUACGCGGUGCCCCCAGAGCACGGCCAGCGCCUGGAGCGCCUGGCCAGGGACCUUUUCCCGGGCAGCUCCCGGGGCUGCGAGGCCUUCCUGCGGCACAAGGUGGCCCUCAUCUCGCCCACUGUCCUCAAGGAGAACGGGGUCCCGUUCAGUCGCAUCACUCAGGAGGCUGGAGAGUUCAUGGUGACCUUUCCCUAUGGCUACCACGCGGGCUUCAACCAUGGCUUCAACUGUGCGGAGGCCAUCAACUUUGCCACCCCGCGAUGGGUCGACUAUGGCAAAGUGGCCUCUCAGUGCAGCUGCGGGGAGGCCCGGGUCAGCUUUUCCAUGGACGUGUUCGUGCGCCUCCUGCAGCCCGAGCGCUAUGAGCUGUGGAAACGCGCGCAGGACCGGACUGUUGUGGAACACGUGGAGCUGGGCCUGAGGCACCUCCAGCCCCGUCGGGCCACGCACUCCCCUAGAUCAGUGGGCACGGGCCAUGGGUCUCGUGGCCUCUGUGGCAGCCGGGCCCUUGUGCAUAAGCCAUCACUGUGCCCCCGGCUAGGCCGGGUUUCUGCCUCUGCUGCCCAGCCCGCGGCUGCCCUGGCCUUCUGCUCCUCAAAGCCCGACCCAUCCUCACAGCCAACCUCGGGCCCAUCUACCCAGGAUCGCCAGCCAACUGGCACACGUGGUCGUGAGAGUGAUCGUCGUCCUCGGGAACAGGGGACUCAAGAGUCCAUUGUUCAGGCCCCGGCUAAGAGGCGCCGCCUAGUGGGCGCAGUGCGCACAGCUCCGGAUCCCAAAGCCCAGCCUGUGCCUGAGGACAAACCCUCCAUGGACAGCCCAGCACUGCUGGUCCCAGCAUCCUAA